AUGGGCGAUAUGAAUAAUGUGUGUGCUCAUGAGGAUAAAAUGGGAGGGAAUCGGUAUCCUGAUUUCUUAAUAAAUGGAUUUCAACAAGCUUUGAAUGAUAGUGGGUUACAAGACACGGAGCUUUAUGGUUAUCCUUUUACUUGGGAAAGGGGUAGGGGUACUUCGAGUUGGAUUGAAGUUUGUCUGGACAGAGGCUUAGCAGAUCUUGCUUGGUUGCAAAUAUUUAGUUCGACUAAACUUUACAACCUUGAGAUAUCGACAUCCGAUCAUUCGCCCAUUUUGCUUGAACUUUUUACUACUGCUGUUCAGCAACGGGUCACUCGUUUUCGCUUAGAAAAUGCAUGGCUACGUGAACUACUUUGUUACCAAUUGAUCAAAGAUUUCUGGGAUGGCUGUGGUGAUGUUGAAGUGCAGCAGAAGAUUCAAAGGUGUGGGCAGCGGUUGGUGGUUUGGGGGAAGGAGUUUACGGGUAAUUUUAAAGAGAGAAUUCAACAAUGCAAAAAUGAAGUGCAAAAGUGA
Messenger RNA from Cannabis sativa, 519 nucleotides. RefSeq lists its product as uncharacterized. Bases 1 to 519 code for a protein of 172 amino acids. The transcript has a single exon. The record is from RefSeq and is a predicted model, not a curated record. Lineage: Eukaryota; Viridiplantae; Streptophyta; Magnoliopsida; Rosales; Cannabaceae.